Magnusiomyces paraingens is the source of this 4266-nucleotide messenger RNA. RefSeq lists its product as uncharacterized. Gene Ontology annotation, molecular function: 7S RNA binding; protein binding; calcium-dependent cysteine-type endopeptidase activity. Lineage: Eukaryota; Fungi; Ascomycota; Dipodascomycetes; Dipodascales; Dipodascaceae. The transcript is spliced from 4 exons. Gene Ontology annotation, biological process: proteolysis; SRP-dependent cotranslational protein targeting to membrane. The record is from RefSeq and is a predicted model, not a curated record. Bases 1 to 4266 code for a protein of 1421 amino acids. Gene Ontology annotation, cellular component: signal recognition particle.
AUGAAUAGCCCUUUUACUAGUCAAAACUUGAGCAAUUUAUACUCUAAUGCGUUAUAUCUUCACUCCAUAGGAAAGUCUAAAGAGGCUUGCGCUGCUUUGCAAAACGCUGCAAAUUUUUUCUUCAAUAACCAGAUUAAAAGUAUCCCAGACAAGGCUUUAAAGAAAGGACUUAUAUCGGAACUCAAUACGAUCAUUGUAACUCUGGAACAACAAAAGAUUGUUCUGGAGGUCCCUCAGCAGCUUGAAUACAUAUCGUCCAAGAUAGGGUCCAACUUAUUUUAUCCAUGGAGAGGCCCACCACUUUUGCUAGAUUUACCAGAUGAACAAUAUGAAGACCCAGAUGGCCCUUUAGCACUUUCGGAUUCCCAAAUGAAAAUCUUCAAUUCAUGGGAACAACCCAACCAUGUUUUAAAUGCACAGCCUGUAAUGGAGGCUUCUGGGGGUGAUGACCUAUGUCAGGAUUACUUGGAUGAUUGCUCGAUUGUUGCAUCGUUACUGUCAAUUCACGCGCUAGAAACAAGGUUAUCUCGGAAAGUUUUACUAAAUAACAUUUUCCCACAGGAUGAGACCGGUAUGCCUGUUCUAUCAAAAUCUGGCAUCUACUGCGUCAAGUUAUUCAUCAACGGCUGUGAACGCAUGGUCACAAUUGACCAUAAACUCCCCGCAACAAACGACUCUAAGCAUACCUUAUUUGUUCGUUCUCUUUCAAAUCCUGGGCUCUUGUGGCCGGCGAUCUUGGAAAAAGCUUAUCUUAAAAUUAUGGGUGGCUAUAAUUUUCUUGGCUCAUAUUCCGCAAGCGACACGUAUGCUCUGACUUCUUGGAUUCCCGAAUAUAUUUAUCUCGACGGCUAUUUCCAAGACUCUUUAACUUCAUCUCGCCUUUCUCUUUGGAAUAGGAUAUAUAAACAUUUUCAUGAUGGAAACCUCAUGGUCUGUGUUGGUACCGGGCCAAUGUCUUCAAAAGAAGCACUUUCCUUAGGACUGAUCAGUGACCACGACUACGCUAUUUUAGGUUUGAGCGAAAUUAAGUCAGAUACAAAUGACAUUAAAAGAUUUGCUUUAAUCAAAAACCCUUGGAUCAAUGAAACUGGUCAUACCACCCCUAUUCAAUUAGGUACUCAGGAUGCUCCUGAAACUCGAAAAGGCAGCUUUUGGGUAUCUUUUGAAUCUUUAUGCUUAAGGUUUAGCUCAUUAUAUCUCAAUUGGAACCCAGAUCUUUUCCCGCACAAGCCUAAAGUCAAUUUUUUGUGGAGUAUUUCGUCAAUCAACACGUUUAUGGAAACUCAAGUUAUGGCUGGAAAUCCCCAGUUUAAAAUAUCCAACUUGGCACCCUCAGAUAACCUCACUUGGUUUUUAGUCAAUCAACAUCUUGUUGAAUCUGGUAGCAUCACUGGGUACUUGGGUAUUUCGGUUUUUGAUUCGGGAGGUAAAAGAGUGUAUUGCGCUAGUGAAGCUCCACUCAUAAAACAAGGACCUUACCUAAACACUUUCCAAUAUCUCCUAAAGCUCGAGAUGCCUCCUAAAACAACAUACACACUUGUUGUAACAGCAUCGAAAAAGGAGUCCAAAUAUACGUCACUAAACUUUACUCUACACUCAUACUCUAUAUUUCCAAUUGUUCUUGAGAAAGCCAAGGAAGAAUUAGUAUUUAAAUCUUCUCUUCAAGGAGAAUGGACCCCUGAUCUAUCGGGAGGAUCAUGGUUGUACCAAACCUAUUUGGAUAACCCCAGAUACUCCUUAAAAGUUCAUGAAAAAGCUGAUGUUUUAAAGUUGUUGUUAUACUCUCCCGUGAAAUAUCCAAUGAAUAUCCGAAUGUUUUUAGAAGCUGAUUCACUUUCUCGAGAUUUAAAGCGGAAGAGAGAAAUCAUUAGCAGCGGAGAGUACAAGGUAUCUCAAACUACUGCAAAUACUGUUUAUGUGGAGCCUGGAGAAUACACUAUUGUAGUCUCAUUGUUUGAGCCUAAAGUAACUGGACCCUUUACACUGGUUUGUCGAUCUUCGGCUUCUUUUGACCUAACGCCAUUGCCUUCCAUUAAUGCAGGGGCUUUCAACAGAAAUCGCAUUAUUCCAUGGAAUAACUCAGCACGUGUGGAAAUCCCAUUCACAGUUAGUAUUAAAACUACUGCUUAUUUUUGUGUCAUUGCUUUACCAGAUGGGCCUGAAGACGAAAACUCACAAGCACCUGAAACCAUGUCUUUUUACCGCCCGCAUAUGCGGUUUAGCAUAUUUAACAAAAGUUUGGGUCAGCUUCUUAAAACCAACGACGAGUUUACUGAUAAUAGACUUGGGAUUUAUCUUAGUGCAAUCCCUCUUUCUUCCGGCAUCGAUAAUCCAAAAAUGUCUCGUGCAAACAACAAACAAUCUCUUGCUGAUUUGGUAUCUCAGCUAUCCAUAUUCAGCAAAAAAGAUGAAUACGACGGUAUUGUCAAUACUGCCAAAAAGAUAUUGAUUCAAAAACCAUCCGACAAGCAGGCUCUUCAGGCUCUUAUUACGGCUUACGUGGAUCACGACAAGUAUGAUAACCUUUACGAACUUCUCUCAAAUGACCCUCAAAAAAACGAUUACCUUUUGUAUUAUGGGUAUAGUCUUUACAAGCUUGAUUUGCAUGAUGAGCUUGUAGAUCUCUUAGGGGAUAGUCAGCAACGUGGCGCAAUGCAUUUAUUGGCACAAUCCUACUAUAAGCAAGGUCUUUUCACCGAAGCACGGGCUAUUUACAAGAAGUUUGUCAACACACCAGACCAAGUCGAUCAUGAAACUUUUGAUCUUUCUGUCAAUGAGCGUGCUAUUAUUUCUCAACUUAAAUUUGUUGGAUUGUCGUCUGAACCGCCCCUUUUCCCAGCUACCUCCCCAGAAUCAUAUGAUCAAUUGUUUAAUGAUGCUCUGAUUUCAAUCGCUUCUCAAGAUUAUACCCAAGCUCUUGAGCUUUUAACUAGAGCAAAGGCUAUUUGUCAAACUACCCCAGGAUUUUCUCCUGAAGCACUGGCUGCUGAAAUCACUCCCAUUCUUAUUCAGGCCAGCUAUGUUAAUAUCAAGUUGUCUCAAUAUGAACAGGCUGCCAGCAUUUUGGAUAGUAUUGACUAUGAAAACUUUAAAGACAACACAUCUUUGUAUCUCAUCAAUACCCUCCGGCUUGUUAUUGAUGGUGGAAAGAAAUAUAAGAACCCUCACUCGGCUUUGUCCCUUUUGGAUUUUGGAAUACCUUACCCGGAGUUCACAUCACAUCUUGUUCCUCUUCAGAAACGGAUUUUAACAAACAACAAGUUUUUACUAGAGCUUGCUGGUGGAAAAUCUCGUAAAAAUUUACUCAAUAGACGUAACUUUACUGUCGACAAAUCGAUUGAAGCGUACUCAUUUUAUAAGGACGUUAAAGACUUACCCAGAGCUGAACAAAUUAAGAGACUGAAAAAGACUCGGCAUUCAAACAACUCAAACCCUGCGCUUUGUUUUACCAUUGCACAGAUUUAUGUUUUCGAAAAAGAAUAUAGCCUUGCUGCAGCUACUAUUUCUGAAUUCAUUUCUUAUCUUGAACAGUUUUACAAUUUUAGAGAAGCCUAUACUCCUGCUGUUUUGUCAUCAUUUAUCAGUCUUUGCAGUCUUGCUGGUAAGACAGGUGGCCAUCUGGUUACAGUACUUGAAUCAGCCAUUAAAUACUGGUCUAAAGAGCCAGAGGCUCUUAAAAACCCUGCUUUCCAAAGUUUAUUUGCCGAUGCUGCGAUUGUACUUUCCGGUACUGGUAAGGAAGCAUUGGUCAAGGAAAAGCUUGAAGAAAUUUACAAGAAAGAUCCUUCAAAUAAUACGGUAGUUGCUGGACUUUUUGGUCUUUCUGAUGAAAAUAUUUCCACUCAACUUGCAUCUGAGUCCGCUAAGCUAGUAUCUAUUGCAGAUGCUACCGCUGGAAUCAAUGUUGACAGUCUUUCUCUUUCUGGGUUAGAGCCUCUUAUUAAGAAACGAUCUGCACCGGAAAGCGGAAAAUCAGCUUUUUCUGAGCCCAAGAGAAAGAACAAGAAGCCUAGACUUCCUAAGGAUUAUGAUGCUGAUAAGACGCCCGAUCCUGAGAGAUGGAUCCCUCUUCGUGACAGAAGCACAUACAAGCCCCCUAAGAACAAGGGCAAGAAGAAGGUUUUGGCUUCUACUCAGGGUGGCCAGGCUGAUGAGUCUCUUGCCGUUACCUCUGGUACCAGCACUCAAUCCUCUUCUGGUACCGUGGCUACAUCUAAAUCUAAGCCAAAGAACGCUAAGAAGUCUAAAAAGAAAGGAAGAAAGUAA